UUCUUCCCACAGGACCGCCUAAGAACCGGUUGGACAGCGUUUUGAGUCAAGUCACCUCAAUGAAGAAAUGGAGAACUAGUUUUACAAAAGCGAGACAGAGGGAGAGUGAAAGAGACGACGAGUGAAAAAAACAAAACAAGCGACAUCUCCGGGUACCAAGUCCACGCGGCGCCUGUCAGCGUUUGAUGUCAACGUUUGACAGUUUCUCUUUUCUCUGCCGCUUUGACGGUUUUCCCGGACUUUCAAACACUCCGUAAAGUUUUUCUUUUGAUGAAAAGACAAGUUGGUGUAGACUCUGGUGUCAGGUCGGUGUCCCAGUUUAGAGGCAGGCUGUCCCGGGACAGGCGAACACAUCUGUAAUAACAGAUAACACUGUGACAGCGACGCAGACCGACACAAGCCCGGGGGGAGGAGGACUGUGCGACUCACCAUGCCUGUGCGACAGAAAGAUGCUCAGCGAGCCCUGGAGCUUCUCCAGCAGUACCGGGUCAAACUUGACCAGAGACAGCAGAAUCAGUGCCUGACCAAACAAGGCCCUGUGGAGGAAGACCACCAGCUCCAGCAGUCUCUGGACAGAGUCAUCAAUGUUUUCCAAAGUCAGCUCUUUAGUGCUCUGCUUGACAUUCAGGAGUACUACGAGUUGACCAUCCUUUCAGACAGCAAGUGCUCUGUGGACCAGACAGAAGGUCCAGGGGACCAGACACACCAUCCAGGGAACCUCCCUGCCUCUUGUAACUUGCCAACAGAGCCCUCAAUUCAGCCACAGCCCUCCUCUUGUCCCCUGAGCCCCCAAGCUUCUGGAGGAUCGUUUAAGCCAAAGCCUCUGACACCCAAACCCAAGUCAAUCAAAUCCCCUGCCCCUCCAAUCCCAUCUGGAACACCUACAACAAAGCCGUCUUCCCCAACUACACAGUCCAUUACACGGUCACAGUCAGCCAAGGUCAAGUACCGUGCUCCUCUCCCUCCGGUCCAGCUGGGACCCUCCGAAUCAUUGGCAUCAGAGACUCCUAAGCCGUCUUCUCCUUUUGUUGCCACAUCCCCUAGAGCCACAGAGAGCAAAAUAGAAACCCCCACUGACUCCAUAAGAAGUGGAGUAUCACUGAAUGGAACAAAGGCACAUCUCACUGCCACCAACCCUGAUCUUUCUUCAGAAACCACCCAUCCACAAAGUUGUUCUGUCUCUCCAGACCUCAACUUGGUGACUGUCUCAGCCCUCAUCUCCAGCACCAUCCAAGGCCUUGUGUCUCCAGCCACUCCAGACAAACUUACCCCUACAAGCAGUAUUCCUAGCACUCACCCUGGUCUCAACAGAGUCACUGGCAAUACUAUAAUCACUACAGCUCUUGAGACCAGCAAGGACCCAGGCAUAGGCAAAGUCACUGCCGGCACGAGUCCAACUAGCCCCAACCAGGGAAGAUUUACCUUCAGCAUCCGCAGCCCUAAAGUUCCUCCAGGAGCUUUGACGAAAGGACCUCAUCUGAGUCCAACCAGCCCAGGGCCACCAAAAGUCAACUCCACUAGCCCUAUCCAUGGUCCCGCCAGCCCCAGGCCAGCUAACAGCCUACUGACCCCCAACAAGAAGUAUCGGUAUCAAGAAGAGGAAGGGGCGUCACCAGGUGCCCCAAAACUUCACCAACACCCCUGCCAUCAGCACCCGAUGGGAGUAGCCAGAGAGCUAAGAGACGGAGGGACCCUGGGGAGGGAGGGCAGGGAGGAGAGAGAGGGGGGGACCUGGAGGAGAGAGGGAGGGGGAGCCGGGACCAUGGAAAGAGAAAGGGAACGAUCACUUGGGAGGGACGGAUCUCUCAGCCGCCGCGGUGACCUGCGGGGUGCGGAGCUGGUUCAGGUGGCGGAGCGGCAGUUAUCUCAGAUUCAACACGUUCACGGAUACGUUACUCACACACACAUCACGCCUGCACAGGUAGAAUCUCCUGAGGUUCCCUUUGAUGACGAGGCAUGGCCUCACCCAGAGGGAGAGAGGCUGAACGAAGUCCCUGCCCCGCCUUUCUCUUCCCUCUAUUCACAAAGCCACGCCUACUACCAGGCCAACCCCCCUCCAGUGGUGGUCAACACCGACAGUGUCGACACCCCCCCAUAUGUCAAUGGAACAGAAGCAGACUAUGAGUAUGAGGAAAUUACACUGGAGCGGGGUAACUCAGGCCUGGGAUUCAGUAUCGCGGGAGGGACUGAUAACCCACACAUUGGUGAAGACCCCUCUAUCUUCAUCACCAAGAUUAUACCUGGAGGAGCCGCAGCCCAGAAUGGACGACUCAGAGUAAAUGACUGUAUAGUCCGGGUAAAUGAGGCAGACGUCAGGGAGGUGACCCAUAGCGGGGCUGUGGAGGCCCUGAAAGAUGCAGGGGGUCUGGUGAGACUAUGUAUACGACGCAGGAGGAGCCUCACCGAGAGAAUCAUGGAUAUCAAGCUGGUCAAAGGGCCCAAAGGUUUAGGAUUCAGUAUAGCAGGUGGAGUUGGAAACCAACAUGUCCCAGGGGACAACGGUAUCUACGUGACUAAGAUCAUCGAGGGAGGGGCUGCACACAAAGACGGACGGCUACAGAUAGGGGACAAACUUGUAGCUGUGAAUGCCUCCUGUUUGGAGGAGGUAACUCAUGAGGAGGCAGUGGCUGCCCUGAAAUCGACUCCUGACGUUGUUUACCUCCGUGUGGCCAAACACACCUCCCUUUUUAUCAAUGACAACUUCCCCCCACCCGACGUCACUAAUUCGUACUCCCCACAUCAAGACAACCAUAUAAGCCCCUACAUGAGCGGCAGCCAGUCUGUAAGCCCUGCACCACUAACAACACCCAGAUACUCACCGCUGCCAAGGGCCAUGACUGGAGACGACGACGUCACCAGGGAUCCCAGGCGGGUGGUGCUCCAGCGGGGAUCCACAGGUCUUGGUUUCAACAUUGUUGGAGGGGAAGAUGGAGAGGGAAUCUUCAUCUCCUUCAUUCUGGCUGGAGGUCCAGCUGAUCUCUGUGGGGAGCUACAAAAGGGAGACCGCAUCCUUUCGGUGAACGGUGUGGACCUGUCCAGUGCAACACAUGAGCAGGCAGCCGCAGCUCUGAAGAAUGCAGGACAGACCGUUACUAUAGUAGCACAGUACAGACCUGAGGAGUAUAGUCGUUUCGAGGCAAAGAUCCAUGACCUGAGGGAACAGAUGAUGACCAGCAGUGUCAGUUCCAGCUCUACGUCGCUCCGCUCCACACAGAAACGCACACUUUACGUCAGAGCCUUGUUCGACUACGACGGAAGUGCGUCAGAUCUGAGCACGCCUAAUCAGGCCCUGCCAUUUCAUUUUGGGGAUAUCCUCCACCUGAGCAGCGCUGGCGAAGAGGAGUGGUGGCCCGCCCGUCACCUCAGCCCCCCGCCUCCCAACUGCCCUGAAGUGGGAGUCAUCCCCAGCCGCAGGAGGGCAGAGAAGAAGGAGAGGUCGAGGUUAAAGACGGUCAGAGUGACGAGGUCUCAGGACAGAUCAGAUCAGGAUGAUAAAGAGCUGGUAACCUCUGGCACCAGCGAUAGUGAGAGUUGUUCCUCUGGCCAGGAGGAGACCUUCCUCACUUACCAACCUGUCAUGCAGCAGGAAGUUAAUUACACGCGGCCAGUCAUCGUGCUUGGACCAAUGAAAGAUCGGGUCAACGAUGACCUCAUCUCCGAGUUCCCUGACAAGUUUGGCUCCUGCGUCCCACACACAACGCGGCCACGGCGAGACUAUGAAGUGGACGGCAGAGAUUACCACUUCAUGUCCUCCAGAGAGCUCAUGGAGCAGGAGAUCCAGGAACACAAGUUCAUAGAGGCUGGACAGUAUAACAACCAUCUGUAUGGAACCAGCAUACAGUCUGUCAAAGAAGUCGCUGAAAAGGGUAAACACUGUAUACUGGAUGUAUCAGGGAAUGCUAUAAAGCGUCUCCAGAUGGCAGGCCUCCAUCCCAUCGCUGUCUUCAUUAGACCCCGCAACGUUGACAACAUCCUAGAGAUGAACAAGCGUUUCACUGAGGAGCAGGCGAGGAAGACCUUCGACAGAGCUGUCAAACUGGAGCAAGAGUUCACAGAGUUCUUCACUGCUAUAGUCCAGGGCGCAUCUCUAGAGGAAGUAUAUUCGCAGGUGAAGCAGGUCAUUGAGGAGCAGUCUGGUCCUUACAUCUGGGUGCCCACCAAGGAGCGACUCUGAAUUAACACACACACUUAACAUGAUCACACACAUUAAUCUGUCAACACACUCCUACUUCUCUACUUUUCUAUUAUCAGCCUGCUUCCUCUCUCUCUCUCUCUCUCUCUUUUACACACACAAAAACACACAUUUACACAAGCACAUAUUGUUAGACGAGGCUGGGACUAUCUUGGACUGCUAAUUCCUGAAGUGGGAGGAGCUAAAGCCUGUCCAGCAGCCUAUUGGUGGAUCUUCCUACAGCUCGAUUCCUUAAUGUUUAAGGAGGUGGUUCAAAUCAAGGCAACAUGUACCAUUAUCUGAUUUGAUUUCAUUAUUGUUGUUCUUAUUGUUGUUGUCGUUGUUGUUUUCAUAUUAACGAAGGGUAAUGCAAUCAUGUAUGGGUUUGUAAUGAUAAUAUUGUCACCAAGAGGCAGACUUUUGCACGCUGUAGCUUUAAGAGCAUGUUUUUGGGACAAAACCUUGAUCUUCUUCCGUCUGUCUGUCUUUCCUGGCAUUGGCAUUGCAACUAGCAUUGCACCAGUUUUUUUUAAAUCUUUUAUCUUUUCUAUCUUUCUCUCAUAUCCCACCUCUUCCUCCUCCCUUCUUUAGACGGUCUACUGACUUUAGAUAUGAGGUGAACACUUUACAAUGUGCCCCCAGCAUUUUGGUACUAAGGGCCAAAAAUGAAACUGCAUAGUUCAUUACUGUUUAGAGAUGUAGCAAGAAAAUAAUCAUAAGUACGAUCAUAAGACACUUGUUGAUAUUUCUUGUAAGAAGCAGAAAGGCCCAAUCAAAACUUCUCUAUAUCUAAACUAGAUUGCUUAAAAAAGAUUAGUAUCUAGUACUCUACUGCCAAUUUGUUUUUGGAGGGCCAAAACAAAAUUUAGUAAAUAGGUCUCAUAAUGGUCCUCCUCCAUUUGGAGUCCUGGGCCCGUAUUUAUUAAAUAUCUGAGAAUUAUGCUAAAGAACAGUAAGAAAAGUAAAAUUUAGGGCACAUUUAUCAAGUGUCUUACUCCUACUUGCAGCGAAGUGAGUAACCUUUAAGAGCGACAUUCAAGUAAUCAAAUCAUUAAUUACGUGUUUGCUCAGAGUAGAACCAGCCAAUCAGAGACAAGAAUUUACUGCCCUAUUCAUUAUUUUUAAAAAGCUUACAUUUCAAGGUGAUGUGUUAUUCUGCAAAAACAUAUGUAAUUGUAAUUUAUUAAAGUAAAUUGUGUUUGUGUGAAAUCCUAAACUAAAAUCUUUUUGAAAUGGCAACAAAAAGGGGUACACCAGAGAAAAGAGAUAUUGGCAAUUCAGUGCCAUUGACAUGUGUAGAUAAUGAAGAUGCAUGGAAGGAAAACAAAAGAAAUGCCAUCUUUACUCUUGCUGUUUACAACCUGAUGAAUGCUUGAAACAAAAAGAAGAAAAAGUCAUGUAAAAUCCUAUUAAAUGUUUGAAUCAAAUACACAUAAUAGGUAAAAUCUACCAUAUUCUGAAUUAAACAUAUUGUUUCAGCUAUGACCAAUAAUAUUUUGUACAGUCCCUCUAAAAGACUUAAAUGUAAGAGUAUUUUACGUCAAAAGAAAUGUCAUAAAAGCUUUAAUUUUAAGGCUGGUAGGAGUAAAAGUAAAAGUCCAACAGUGUGAUAAAUACGGCCCCAGGUCCUCAGUUUAAAAAAAAAUACUUGUAUUACCCAAAUCUUUUUCCCACAAGGGCUUCUCUUCCUCCCCUCCUCCACCUCUUCCUCCUCUCUGUCUCAUGCCAUCGUCUCUCUCCCCCUCUCCUUCUCCACAUUCACAGUGUGACAUUACUUGAGCACUCCAGCAUUAAACAGUGUAUCAUCUUCUUCAUCAACACUAUCAUCACAAUCAUAAUCAUCAGCAUCAUCAUUACAGCUUUCCUUCUUACUGUAGUUGCACUAACGAGGGGUGGUUUCUUAAAAGCAUCUUAGCGUGACAGACCUGAUACCAUCCCUUUGUUUCUGGUAUUUGGAUUUGUGAUUCACUCGCUUUUCUUUCAGUUAUCAGUGAUGAUUAUGCUGGUUUGAAAGAGUUAAAGAGGUCAGGGAACACUUUUUGGUUUUGCAGUUAACUCGUGCUGUAUAUUAUGCUAUUGUUGUGUAGUUAAAGACAUCAGAUGAACUCUUCUGUCAGGACUAACUAAUCAACUGCUAUAACUCUUUCUGCAACAUGUUUUUUCAUGUUGGAUUUUUAAGUUUGAGUCUUCAGUCCCAGAAAGCACCUGAAAACUAGCUCCAAUAACUACAAUAACGCUCCAUACUUUACUCCAUAAUACAAGCACAUGGUGGACAAUCUAAGGGUUUUAGUUUUUUCCAGUAAUGGGUUGUAUCUUCAAAGAUGAUCCCGCAAAUGUCUACAGUUUGCACAGCAUGAUAAAAUGUUUGCCUGAGGCUGAACCCAUGACUCAAUCCAACAUCUGAGUCUUUGACAUCAAACUUUGAAAUGUAGUGAAUUUCCAGAAUAACGUUUUUAUUUUGAAUCAAAGUUUCCCGCUUUAUAGGUUCUAUGACAUGCAACAUUACAGUUCAAGUAGCCUAUUGAGUCUUUGCUGCUCAUAAAUGAAAGCUAACUUGCUUCACAACAGUUGAACAUGCAUCACUAAUAUAAUAAACUUUAUUUGCACUGAAGAAAAGAAUCCUCACAAUGUUGAAUGCAGUAAAAACAACUUUUCUUCCAAACAAAAUUUUCAGCACUGCAGCUGUUUUAUUGUUCUGUUGUUUUUUUAUCAGGCCAAUUUCCAGCAGUGAUGUUGUGCUAAAUCGUUUUAGAAGCCUGAGUACUAUAGUAGUACUAUGGAGCAAUGUUUUUACAAGUGGGUCCCUGUUUUGUUUGUAUUAUGCAUGAGCACGUGGACACCCACUGGCAGCAUAAUUCACAUCUUGCUGUUGUUUUCACGCUGUACUGCUAAUCGUCAGUUUUUGGCAGGGACAGUGGUGAAUGUAAUUAUUGUUUGUUUACAAAAAAACUACAGUAUGUGGAAAUAAACCAUUUAAAUGUUGGUUUAGCCUCUGCCAAACAUUUUAUUUUUCUGGCCAGAUAGUAGACAUCUGUGGGAUAACGCAACCCUCUGCUAGGUAACAGGUAAGAAAUAACGAUUUGGUGUUUCUGUAAAAGUAAUUAUGAUCCAUAUUUUUAUAAUAGUAUAUCAAAUGACAAUGUGAAAACAAUGUGAAAGGGUUUGCUUGUAACCUAGAGAAAACAAUAAUCUGGAUUUACAGCUCCCCUCGGCUUUACAGAGAGUUUUCAGCUCUUUGUUUAGCUCUCCUGCUGCAACUUUUCUUCUGUGGUUCACUCUCACCGCUCUCAUACCGCCAUUUUUAGUGAAAAAGCUCUUAAAACCCACUUUACACUACCUGCUCAGCACCAAACGGCAGACAGACCUAGUUAGCGACUAGCUGGUGAACAUAGUGUUGCUUUUUAGGAGCCAAAUGUUUUUUUCAGGAGUUCGUAAAGACCAAAAACAGAACUAAAAGAGAGUGAAGUCACAAAUGGGGCAAACCUAAAACAUGACAAUAAUCUCAAGAAAUACCAAGAUGCUUUUGGUAACACCGCCCCUGUAUGGACCUUGUCAGCCAUCCACUUCCCAUCUCCAACCUCAACCCCGAGGCGACUCCUCCAAGGUGACUGGAGACCGGAGACAUACAGAAAGGCAGUUCUGUCAACAGAGUAGCUCUUAGAUACAAAUAAUAAAUAGCUUUGACCACAUGUGUUUUGAAAGCUUUAAUAUUCCCUCACAGAAUGUUCAGCUAAAUUAUUUCUUCAUUCCAUCAUCAGUGGUGUUGUCAGUUGACAGAACCGGACUCUCUGUACGACUCUGGCUGUGUGUUUUAGCCAGGGGACCAUGUCACUGUCUGUUAGAGUAAAGCACCGAUGCAAAGAUUCUAUUACAGAGAUGGAUCUAUAUCUAACAUAUAAUAUUUAUCCCUGCUCUAACUGCCUAUUUUGGUUAAAAAAUAAAUAAAUAAAUAAAAGUCUUUAUUGAGAUUUACUGAAAUCCCUUUA
Molecule: messenger RNA, 8157 nt
Organism: Micropterus salmoides (largemouth bass)
Lineage: Eukaryota; Metazoa; Chordata; Actinopteri; Centrarchiformes; Centrarchidae
Product: discs large homolog 1-like protein
Exons: 26
Coding region: 431-4174 (1247 amino acids)
Biological process (GO): neurotransmitter receptor localization to postsynaptic specialization membrane; chemical synaptic transmission
Cellular component (GO): postsynaptic density membrane; neuron projection; neuromuscular junction
Molecular function (GO): kinase binding
Source: RefSeq, a predicted model, not a curated record